AUGGGCUUCUUUCAUGACUUCCUCUCUCGGCCUACAACCUAUGCUAUACUGGCCGUGCUGGUUAUUCCGGUCACGGCCCUGGCGUGGGACAGGUUGCCGCCUCUGUUGCCUUCUGCAAAGAGGUUAUUGGUUGGCAAAAAGAAUCCCUCUAAGAUAACAUCACUAGAAUGCCCUUACAGUUACAUCCGACAGAUAUACGGAACGCACCACUGGGCACCAUUCGUUGACAAGCUCUCCCCUAGCCUCAAGACAGAGCGGCCGGCAAAGUACCACAUGAUCCUAGAGAUCAUGGACGGAAUACAUCUUUGUCUGAUGCUUGUUGAUGAUAUAAGUGACGGCAGUGACUAUCGGAAAGGACGCCCCGCUGCCCAUCACAUCUAUGGUCCCUCGGAGACAGCAAACCGAGCAUACUAUCGGGUAACCCAGCUACUCAAUCGCACGGUGCACGAGUUCCCAGAGCUUGCACCUUGGCUGCUCCAAUGUCUCGAAGAGAUACUAGAGGGACAAGACCUCUCGCUUGUUUGGCGGCGGGACGGCCUUUCUGCCUUUCCCGUCCAACCAGAGGAGCGAGUAGCGGCAUAUCGCCAAAUGGCAUAUUUGAAGACAGGUGCCCUCUUCCGCCUAGUGGGCCAGCUUGUACUAGAGAAUCAAUCUUACGAUGAUACUUUAAGUACAGUAGCAUGGUAUUCCCAAUUGCAAAAUGACUGCAAGAAUGUGUACUCCUCUGACUACGCAAAAGCCAAAGGAGCCAUUGCCGAAGACCUACGCAAUGGCGAGCUUUCUUACCCAAUUGUUGUCGCUUUGAAUGUCCCAAAGGGACAAUAUGUGGUGCGAGCAUUGGUGUUUCGGUCGCCACAUAAUAUCCGACAAGCUCUGCGAGUUAUUCAGAGCGAUCAAGUUCGAAAUAUAUGUCUCACAGAAAUGAAGAAAUCAGCAGUUUCUGUUCAGGACUGGCUCGCACUCUGGGGACGGAAUGAAAAGAUGGACAUGAAGAACGAGAAAUGA
Molecule: messenger RNA, 1005 nt
Organism: Aspergillus oryzae RIB40
Lineage: Eukaryota; Fungi; Ascomycota; Eurotiomycetes; Eurotiales; Aspergillaceae
Exons: 3
Coding region: 1-1005 (334 amino acids)
Biological process (GO): isoprenoid biosynthetic process
Molecular function (GO): prenyltransferase activity
Source: RefSeq, a predicted model, not a curated record